This is a messenger RNA of Endocarpon pusillum Z07020, 1125 nucleotides long. RefSeq lists its product as uncharacterized. The coding region runs from base 1 to 1125 and encodes 374 amino acids. Gene Ontology annotation, cellular component: nucleus. The record is from RefSeq and is a predicted model, not a curated record. Gene Ontology annotation, molecular function: DNA binding. The transcript has 2 exons. NCBI's taxonomy places the organism in Eukaryota, Fungi, Ascomycota, Eurotiomycetes, Verrucariales, Verrucariaceae.
AUGGCCUCUCGUAUUUCGCAAGAAUCUGGCGCCUCUGGACGCAUAGGGCAUCAUUGGCUACAGCGCUUUUUGACGCGUCAACCAGCUAUUCGGUCCAAACUGGGUAGGAAGAUAGAGGUCCUACGAAUCGAAAACACGAAAGCAGAUAGCUUAAGGACCUUUUUUGAGCUAUUCCGACGCGUACGCAAAGAAUACAAGGUUGCAGAUGAAGAUAUCUGGAAUAUGGAUGAAACUGGACUGGCCCUGGGCAGCUCUGCCCAUCAACAAGUACUAGGUCGUUCUGCUACCUCUCGUACAUACAAAAAGAGCCCUGAAAACCGCGAAUGGGUAUCUACUGUUGAGACAAUAUCUGCUGCAGGAAGAUCAAUUCCAUGCCUUGUGAUUUUCAAGGGCAAAAACAUACAGAGUUCGUGGUUUGAGGCUUAUUCUGUUCCUGAUUGGCAUUAUACUACAUCAGAAAGAGGCUGGACCUCUAAUGAUAUAAGCAAGAGAUGGUUACAACAGAUUUUCAUCCCUUAUACGCAGCCCAAGAUUACUGGCGCCAACAGAAUUCUGCUAAUGGAUAACCAGGGUAGCCAUAUACCAACUGAUUUCAUGUGGAUUUGUUUCCAAAACAACAUUCGAUUGCUCUAUAUGCCUGCGCAUUCAAGCCAUGUUCUACAGCCUCUUGAUUUGGCUGUAUUUUCGCGUCUCAAAUCGUCAUAUAGAGCGCAGAUUGAGAAGUUGGCUAAAUAUGAGAAUGCUGCACCAAUCAAGAAAAUCCGCUUCGUCAAAUACUACAACCAAGCAAGGCAGGAUGCUCUAAAAGAGAUCUAUAUCAGAGCAGGCUGGCGAGGAACUGGUUUGAUACCUUGGAAUCCACAAAAGGUACUAAAAUCCAGUCAAAUCUCACAGGAUUCUUAUGAGAUCAAUACAAAGAAGCAAAAAGUAGCUGUUACAGAUAGCAAUGAGAUGUUUGCCAACAUUGAGAGCAUUAUGGCAGCGCAGGAGGAGCAGGCCAGGCGUCAGAAGCUGACAGAGGCCCGGGAUUUGGCUGCGGAGGCCCGUAAAACGGCUAAUAAGGUGAUCAAUAUGACAAUUGAUCAGAUGACCACUGUAUUUAGUCAAUUUGAAGCAGUAGAAUAG